GGCUGCCGUUCAUCUUUGAAGUCACUUUACCACUGAGCUUCUAAAGCAGCUCAUCACAGAGUACAACGUUCUUUCAGUGAUCUAAGUCACUGUUAUGUCCUUUAACUUGAGAAGAACCCCAGGGAAACUUUCAGGAUGAGGAAAAGACUGUGUUUUUGUGGUUGAAGCCACAAACAGAGGUUACAGUGAGCACUGAGAAGAACUGGAAACGACACCAUUACACUAAAAUGGCCACACAGAAACCUGCAGACAAGUACAAUGCUGUGUGGCUGAUUUUCUUCAUGCUUGGAUUAGGAACUCUACUGCCAUGGAAUUUCUUCAUGACUGCCACAGCGUAUUUUACCAGCCGUCUGGCAGACAACUCAACCGUUGUGGGGGAUGCUGAGGGAGACAACCGGAGCGUUUUGCAAGCCAAGUUCAAUAAUGUGAUGACACUGUGUGCCAUGAUCCCACUUUUAGUCUUCACCUGUCUCAACUCCAUUCUACACCAGAGAAUCCCUCAGAAGCUAAGGAUAAUGGGUAGUUUGUCUGCCAUCUUGUUGGUGUUUUUGGUCACUGCUAUCCUGGUUAAAUUGUCUAUGGAGCCUUUGCCCUUUUUUGUGAUCACCAUGGCAAAAAUUGUCAUCAUUAAUGCGUUUGGAGCUGUUCUGCAGGGUAGUCUUUUCGGCAUGGCUGGUACACUGCCUGCCUCCUACACUACACCAAUCAUGAGUGGCCAGGGGCUGGCCGGCACCUUCGCUGCCUUCUCCAUGAUCUGCGCCAUCGCUAGUGGUUCUGCUAUAACAGACAGUGCUUUUGGCUACUUCAUCACGGCCUGUGCCGUGAUAGGCCUCGCUAUCCUGUCUUACAUUGCUCUCCCCAAACUGGAAUUUUUCCAGUACUACCAAGAAAAAAGCCAUAGCAGUCCUGAACAAGAUGAGGAGAACAAGAUGGAUUUGUUGCAUAAAGAGGAAAACAAGCAAGGCGCAAGCACCAGUGAGGACGUUCAGAAGAGUCCUUCCAUUGUAGACAUCUUUAAAAAGAUCUGGGUGAUGGCCUUCUCUGUGUGCUUUUGCUUCACAGUAACCAUUGGCACUUUCCCUGCUGUCACUGCAGAUGUUAAAUCUACCAUUGCUAAUGGAGGAGCUUGGGGGGAUUACUUCAUCCCUGUGUCCUGUUUCCUGCUCUUUAACGUGUGUGACUGGGCAGGCCGGAGCUUGACUGCUGUGUGUAUGUGGCCUGGGAAGGACAGUAAGCUCUUGCCGAUGCUACUAUUGGCCCGCUUGGUCUUCGUGCCCCUCUUCAUGUUAUGUAAUGUCCAGCCACGCUACAGCAUUCCCAUAUUCUUUGAACAUGAUGCCUGGUAUAUCAUCUUCAUGAUCUUCUUCGCCUUCUCCAAUGGAUACUUGGCCAGCCUCUGCAUGUGCUUUGGUCCCAAGAAAGUGGCUGGGAACGAGGCAGAAACAGCCGGAGCAAUCAUGGCCUUCUUCCUGUCUCUUGGCCUCGCUUUGGGGGCUGCCCUCUCCUUCCUGUUCCGAGGGGUCAUUUGAGAAGACCAGUGAACAAACCUGAAGAGACUGUUUUACAUGUCUGUCUGAAGAAAACAGCCUCACUUUUACUCCAGAUCAGGUUUUUGAUGGUGAACACAGUGUGAUCCAAGAUGGGGCUGGUUUUGUGGACAUUAAGCCUAGUCUUGAGCUAAACUGCAAUGUUAAUGGUGUUUUACCAUUAAAAAUCCUUGUUAGUGUAGGUUUAGGCUCAAUUUGCUCUGGCCCUUAACAGUUUAGCCAUCUACUCAAAGUUCAAAAGCAUGUGUGAUAGAGAAAAAAGGACAAGGCAAGAUUGUAGGACAACGACUUAACAUAUCUUUAAACUGGAGAAGGAGCUAAAUGCUCCGACUGUGAAGCUCAAUAAGGCUACCUCCCUCAGACCAUGAGUGCAGAAUUUAACCACCAGUCAUUUGUAAAAACCGCAUUUCAUUUGCUUGUAGACAUUUUCUAAAUGUUGAUAUUUCACUGCAACUGCCUUGAAAUGUUUUUUUUUUAUAUGAACAUCAUACAAAACCGAGUUAUUCUUAAGAAGCACGAUAUUUUUAGUUAUUAGGCUGUAGUGUAACGUGUGUGUUGGACAUUUCCAGUUAUGAAAACACUUUCUAUGAAGGUGUGACAUUUACAGUAAAUAAUAUUCUAGCAUAUAAUAAUCUUUAUACUAACUGACGCUGAUCAAAACAUUAAUUUUCAUAUAAUUUCAUAUUUUUGUAAUAACACUAGAAGUUAUUUGAAGCAACUUUUGACACCUCACCCUGUUUUUCCACUAAUGUCACAGGAUUUAGUGUCAUGGCAUUUUUUUAUUUCCUCAACCUCAAGUAAAAUCGAAUUUUAUUUUAUGUUCUGUUUUUCAUGCGUUUAUAUGAACUGAACUAUUGAAUUGAUGAAGUGAAGACAUUGUAGAUGAGACUUUGACAAGUUUUACCAUUUCCAUUAGAUUACAUGGUCAGUUUUUUAACCCAAGAAAGAAAAAAAAACGUGUUUGUGGUAAAUGGCUUGAGUGAAUUCCACCAUUUUUUCAAAAUUUCUUUAUAAAUAAAUAGUUGAGAUGUAAACAAAGUCCUUCAGAGUGCUUGUGAAAUGUGAAAUGCUCCGUUCUAACUUGCCAAGACAGAUUUGUUUACAUGUGUUGUGAUAGGAACCAGACGUCUGAAGUGUUUAAUGCCUCUAAAAACAGAAAUGUAUUACACUGUGGGGUAACAAAUUCAUUGCCUGAUACUAGACAUAGAGGUAUGCAAUAUAUAUAUAUAAAAAAUUUAUAAAACCCUGCUUUCUAUCACUGUAAAGGCACAAACUCAGUUUCUCUACAGUCAACCAUUUCACAUCAAAUUACUCAGAAGGACUUUGUAUACUCAUAUAUAUUAUUAUUAUAUAUUAUAAUUCCUCUUUAAGUAGAGACUAGCUGAACAUUCACAUGUAAUUCUAAAAGCACUGAGAGGCAUAAACACUUUUCUUCAUGUCAGUGGCUGUUGCUUCUCAUGCAGAGCUUAGUUUAUGAUUUUCUAGUCAUUUCCCAACCACUUUUAGUUUUAUGCAGCCGUCAGCGCUGUUAUUUUGACCCUGCAUGCAGGCUUAACAGUGAAACUGCAGGCCCAGUAAACAGCUGCUGUGAGGAUGCUGUAAAACCUCAAAGCAGAAUUCUGACUCUAAUAUAAGGAGAUGACCACAUGUACACUCUACCUCUCAUACAGAGCUGAAAAGUCCAUUCUAUACUGCUUUACAUGUUCUGUGCACUUUUUACAAAUGAACCAAAAUAUCACAACAUAAGCCUCAUUAAUAAACACCUGUAUAUUACUAUGUA
Messenger RNA from Pygocentrus nattereri (red-bellied piranha), 3327 nucleotides. RefSeq names its product solute carrier family 29 member 1b (gene slc29a1b). Bases 228 to 1529 code for a protein of 433 amino acids. Lineage: Eukaryota; Metazoa; Chordata; Actinopteri; Characiformes; Serrasalmidae. The record is from RefSeq and is a predicted model, not a curated record. Gene Ontology annotation, biological process: uridine transmembrane transport; nucleoside transmembrane transport. The transcript is spliced from 13 exons. Gene Ontology annotation, cellular component: plasma membrane. Gene Ontology annotation, molecular function: nucleoside transmembrane transporter activity.